AUUCGGGUAACACGUAGCACAUGGCCGACGAGGAGGUACCAGCAGUCGAAACAAAUCAGCAGGAAGGCGAACAAGUCGUUGAUGAUAAAAAUGUUGAAGGAGAAAUAGAAGAUCUAGGAGAGGACAUCUCGACAGAACAAGACGGUGGUCUCUACAAGAAAAUAAUCAGAGAAGGCCACGGAAUUACCGCGCCAGAAGGGAACGAGGUGAUAGUUCAUUAUGUGGGCAAGUUGCUGGAUGGAACUGUGUUUGACUCCAGCCGGGAGAGGAACGAGCGUUUUACUUUCAGACUAGGACAAGGACAAGUGAUCAAAGGCUGGGAUACUGGCGUCAAAACAAUGAAAAAAGGAGAGCUUGCAAUUCUCACGUGCUCACCCGAGUAUGGAUAUGGAGAAAAGGGAUCUCCUCCAAAGAUUCCACCAAAUUCUAAACUUGUAUUUGAAGUGGAGGUGUUUGGCUGGAAAGGAGAGAAUGUGACAGACGAUGAAGGAGUUACAAAAGUGCAGUUGCAGAAGGGACUAGGGUAUCAAAGUCCCAAUGAGAAAGCAGAGAUGACAGUUCAUGUGGUCGGUUUCUACGAUGAUCGUGUGUUUGAGGAUCGCGAAGUGACAUUCAAGUUGGGAGAAGGAGAGGAUCAUGGUAUUGUGGAAGGUGUUGAGUUGGCAUUGGAGAAGAUGAAGGAAGCAGAGAAAGCUGAAAUCACGGUGAAACCACAAUAUGCUUAUGGAGACAAAGGAUCUGAAGAGCAUAACAUUCCUCCCAAUGCCACUAUACAAUACAACAUCGAGCUGAAGAAACUUACCAAGGCUCGUGAGGCGUGGGCCAUGGAUGCAGGUGAGAAAAUAGAAACUGCAAAAUCAGCAAAGGAGCAAGGAACAGGAUUUUUCAAGAAUGGCAGGUAUUCUCGAGCUCUCAAAGAAUACAAACGAAUUCUCACUGCAUUAGAAAAUGUUGGGGAGGGAGGCAACGAAGAAGCUAAGCCGUUGCAGACAGCCGCCCACCUUAACAAGGCAGCAUGCUAUCUGAAGCUUAAUGAACAUUAUGAAGCAGCCAAGUCAUGUGAAGAGGCUCUCACGUUAGACGCAGACAAUGUGAAAGGAUAUUUCAGGAGAGGGCAGGCACGUAUGGCUAUGGAAGAUUUCCAAGAAGCAAAAUGUGACUUUCAAGAAGUUCUUAAACGGGAGCCUCGUAACAAAGCAGCUCGAGAACAAAUAGCAGCCGCAAAUAAACGAUUGCAGCAAGUGAAGCUUAAGGAGAUGAAGCUAUACUCACAUAUGUUUGAAAAGUUUGCGGCUCAAGAUGAGAAGGAAGGAGAACAAGGCACCAAGAAUGAGCAGCAGGAAGCACAAGCCACAAAUGGUCAAACUACUGAUGAAGAUAGCGAGGAGAAACAAGAAAUGGCUAAUGACACAAGGCACGAAGAUGACACAAGGCAAGAAGAUGACACAAAGCACGAAGAUGGCACAAGGCAAGAAGAUGACACAAGGCAAGAAGAUGACACAAAGCACGAAGAUGACACAAGGCAAGAAGAUGAUAGCAAGGGUGUAGAACCUGCCGUGGAGGCAUAGUUGACAAUUAAAGUGUAGUGCACUGGUAGGCAAACGUGGAACAUUGCUUGAAUUUGUUUUGACUCUGUAGUGUUUUGACUCUCUGUAGUGUUUUGACUCUCAUUCUGUGCUACUUUUCUUGCUCACAGUACAGUAUACCAUUUAAGCUGCUGA
Corticium candelabrum is the source of this 1721-nucleotide messenger RNA. RefSeq names its product peptidyl-prolyl cis-trans isomerase FKBP4-like. The coding region runs from base 21 to 1568 and encodes 515 amino acids. The record is from RefSeq and is a predicted model, not a curated record. The transcript is spliced from 6 exons. Lineage: Eukaryota; Metazoa; Porifera; Homoscleromorpha; Homosclerophorida; Plakinidae. Gene Ontology annotation, molecular function: peptidyl-prolyl cis-trans isomerase activity; protein binding.